AUGAAAGAUUGUGCUCCGGUUGAAACACCAUUACCUCUGAAGCUUGAUAAAGUUCCUGGUCAAGAUGAAACGUUCUCAAAUCCUUCUUACUUUAGAAGUUUAGCUGGAAAGCUUCAGUAUCUUACACUCACUAGACCGGAUCUCCGAUUCUCUGUCAACUACAUCUGUCAGAAGAUGCACAUGCCAAGUCAGUCCGAUUUCUCUCUUCUCAAGCGGAUACUACAUUAUGUCAAAGGGAGUUUAGAGAUGGGGAUAAGAAUCAAAGCAAAUAUUGAUUCGACGUUGGAGUGCUAUAGUGAUAGCGACUGGGCAGGGUGCAGAGACACAAGACGGUCAACCGGCGGCUUCUGUACUCUCCUCGGGUCCAAUGUUAUAUCUUGGUCAGCUAAGAGACACGAGACAGUCUCCAAAUCGUCUACGGAGGCUGAAUACCGGACAAUGUCAUUAGCUUCUUCGGAGAUAGUGUGGCUUCAAAAUCUUAUGCGUAUGAUGGGACUGCAGCAAUAG
This is a messenger RNA of Brassica oleracea var. oleracea, 507 nucleotides long. RefSeq lists its product as uncharacterized. The transcript has a single exon. Bases 1 to 507 code for a protein of 168 amino acids. Lineage: Eukaryota; Viridiplantae; Streptophyta; Magnoliopsida; Brassicales; Brassicaceae. The record is from RefSeq and is a predicted model, not a curated record.